AUGCCCAAGCACCCAAAAGUUGGCAAUCAUACGCUCAGAAAAGUCAAAAUCGGACAGUGUUCUGGAGACCUAGAAUAUUUUUUCACAAAGUUCUCUGCCCCCAAUCUCACACAGCUCCUGCUUGAAAAAGCAGGCUCCGUCAAAAACUGGAACUCGAUUCGGACUGUUGUCGAGGCUUCUGGUCCUCAGCUAACGACACUCGGAAUUAUCAUUCAUGCAGACGGAUGGGAUUACGUUUCACUGCUCUCGUUAUUGUCUAACACGCCGGUCCUCGAAGAUUUACGGAUUAAUGCUCAAAUACGAUAUGAUCCAGUCCAGCUUUUCCACAUAAUAGCCAAGUCUUCGACGCUCGACGUGGACAUCCGUCGACCACAAAUCCUUCCUGUGCUACGAUCCUUUAGGUAUCAAGGCUAUAAAACAUGGGACGAUCAGAUCCUGAGAACCCUUGUUCAAAAUCUUGCCCUCUUGACAGUCUAG
Molecule: messenger RNA, 477 nt
Organism: Psilocybe cubensis
Lineage: Eukaryota; Fungi; Basidiomycota; Agaricomycetes; Agaricales; Agrocybaceae
Exons: 2
Coding region: 1-477 (158 amino acids)
Source: RefSeq, a predicted model, not a curated record